CCCUCAAAUUCAGCCACACUGCGUCGGACUAUAACCACGGGACUUCAUCUCGCCAUUUUAAUCUGCCAAUUGAGGAAUUAACUCUCACACACUAUAGGCUAUAUUUAUAUAGGCCUACAUAAGGCGUUUCUUUACAGCAAGGCAGAUCUCCAUGAUGAUGGAAAUGGAGGUGAUGCAUUCCGGUCAACAGGACAUGGAACUGAUUGACAUCCUGUGGAAGCAGGACAUUGAUCUUGGUGCCAGGCGUGAGGUGUUCGACUACAAUCACCGUCAGAAAGAACAUGAGCUGCAGAGGCAGCGGGAGCUGGAGGAGGAGAAACGGCUGCACCUGGUCAGGGAGCAAGAGAAGGCCUUGCUGGCACAGCUACAGCUAGAUGAGGAGACGGGAGAGUACAUACCCCGCCCGCCACCCAGCGCCCCACUGCAAUCGGCAGUCACACCUCUAGAGGUUACACAGAAUGUCAACUUCACAGAAGACAAUGCUGAUACCAUGUCAUUUGACGAAUGUUUGCAGCUGCUGGCAGAAACCUUUCCUGUAGAGGAAACUGAGAACACCCCAGUUUGCCUGAACACAACUGCUGUUUCACCACCCAGCAGCAGCAGCAUGAUCAUGUCCCCUGAGCAGCCAGCUCUGCCGCCAGUCACUCUUUCCCCAGGUCCACUACUACCACCACCAACACCACAGACGAUGUCCCCAGAGUUGGAGCAGGCUUGGAUGGAGCUUUUGUCCCUUCCAGAGCUACAGCAAUGCCUGAACAUGCAAAUGGAGGACACACUGGAAACUACAACAUAUCCUCUUCCAAACAGCCCUGAAGUACAGAAUCCAAACUUUACGUUUUACCCCUUGCCCAGUGUCACAGAGGGGGAGACAAACAAUCUAAAUGUUUGUCCUGCAGAAUUUAUUAAUACAUUUGAUGGCUCUGUUACCAGCAUGGUGUCACCGGACAAUCUCAGCCAGAUUGACAAAAAAGAUCCUCAGAUAAAUACUAACUUCAAUGCAAAAGGUUUCUGUGACAUAUUUUACCCUGACCCUCUACUGGAAGAGAACAGUGGUCAGCAUGGCAUUGAGGGCAAUGAAAGAAGCAUCAUGUCCGAUAUCCCAAACAAACCACUCUUCACACCAGUGGACCUGUACAGCCUCUCACCUGGUGACACAUUUGAUAGAGAAAAAACAAAUCUGACAGCAGAAUUACCAGACUCAGAUUCAGGAAUUUCUUCAAACACAAGUCCAAAUUCUAGCUCACCUGGGAAAUCUGUAUAUGGAGAUGGGUCCUUUGGUUACAGUGAUUCAGACAUGGAGGAGAUGGAUCAAAACCCUGGGAGUGCAGAAUCUGACUACUCCGAGAUGUUCUCAUUAAAUUUCCAACCAGAUGACCUUCAGUCAGGAAUUCCUGUAACUGCACUAAUGUGUCAGACACAGCAGCAGGACAAGAAACCCAAACAACAAAAGACGGAGCCAGCAGAAGAGAAUGGCCACAACAACGCCCCCUUCACCAAAGACAAGCAAAAGAAACGCUCUGACAUGCGUCUCUCCAGAGACGAGCAGAGGGCUAAAACCCUCAAAAUCCCAUUCACUGUUGACAUGAUUAUCAAUCUGCCUGUUGAUGACUUCAAUGAGAUGAUGUCAAAGCACCAACUGAACGAGGCCCAGCUGGCCCUGGUCCGAGACAUACGGCGCCGUGGCAAGAACAAGGUAGCUGCCCAGAACUGCCGCAAACGCAAGAUGGAGAACAUAGUGGGGCUUGAGGGCGACCUGGACUCACUGAAAGAUGAAAAGGAGCGUCUUCAGAGCGAGAAGAGCCAGAACAUCAAAAACCUGAAGGAAAUGAAGCAGCAGCUCAACAGCCUGUACCUGGAGGUCUUUAGUUUGUUGAGAGAUGAGAAGGGGAAUUCCUACUCCCCAUCUGACUACUCCCUCCAGCAGUCAAGUGACGGCAGCGUCUUCCUUGUUCCUCGCAUUAAAAAGACUUUCAUCAAGAGCGAAGACAACCACAUUUCUCCUUUGUAAUAAUAAGGUACUGCAUUAUUAUAGUAAUACUAUGCAAUAACUUUGUAGUCGCUCGCUUUAAGCGUUAGUAGCUCAGCAGAACUAUUGUAUAGUUUUGGCUUAUUCCUCUGAAUGUUGUAAUAUUUUUGAUAUUUUACUUCUUUUGUACUCUGAAACCUUCACAGAUUCUAUAACCAAUUGUAAAUAAACAUGACUUGCUUUUCAGAUUGAUAAAAAUGUUAAUGUAUAUAUAAAUAUAUAUAUUGUAUAUAUCAUGUUUCUGUACGCUAAUGAUUGUUUCAAUCAUUGUUACUCAUGUUUUAUAACUUUCCCUUAUGAUUUGCUGCCCAGGUUCCUUUUUUAAAUCUUGACUUCUGUGGUUUUCAAUAAACUAUUCCUAUAGCUA
Scomber scombrus (Atlantic mackerel) is the source of this 2393-nucleotide messenger RNA. RefSeq names its product nfe2 like bZIP transcription factor 2a (gene nfe2l2a). Bases 152 to 2008 code for a protein of 618 amino acids. Gene Ontology annotation, biological process: regulation of transcription by RNA polymerase II; cellular response to oxidative stress. The record is from RefSeq and is a predicted model, not a curated record. Lineage: Eukaryota; Metazoa; Chordata; Actinopteri; Scombriformes; Scombridae. Gene Ontology annotation, cellular component: nucleus. The transcript has 5 exons. Gene Ontology annotation, molecular function: DNA-binding transcription factor activity, RNA polymerase II-specific; RNA polymerase II cis-regulatory region sequence-specific DNA binding.